This is a messenger RNA of Amphimedon queenslandica, 1287 nucleotides long. Its product is annotated as pleckstrin homology domain-containing family A member 2-like. The transcript is spliced from 11 exons. NCBI's taxonomy places the organism in Eukaryota, Metazoa, Porifera, Demospongiae, Haplosclerida, Niphatidae. The record is from RefSeq and is a predicted model, not a curated record. The coding region runs from base 113 to 1168 and encodes 351 amino acids.
UCCCACCCACCAAAUACUGCAGCUAGCUAGCCUAAGCUCUCCUGUCUAAGAGAUUAGCCGUCCUGUAGACCUGUUGAGUGGUCUUUGCAAUAGGAAAGGCUUUAGAGACAGCAUGCCUCGAGUUGAUUCUGAGCAGAGGGUAACUGGUUUGAUACUUAGAGAGGAUCCUACCACCAGCAACUACUCUCAGUCUCUACUGGUCAUUAACUUUAGCUCACGUCUCCUCUCACUUUACCCAGUUGAAGCAGCUGGAGCUACUGAUUUCACUGAAUACAUUCCAAUAGAAGAAAUAAAAUGUUCCUAUAUCACUAAGGUCAGUGUAGUUACUGCUUCAAGACCAAAGGUAUUGAACUGUUUUGAGCUGGUUACAACUGGAGUGUCAAGAUUCUUUUCAGUUAAUUCAAUUGAAGAAAGAGAUGAAUGGAUUGAUGCUAUCAAACAAUCAUCAAUGAGUCAUAAAGCAUAUCUACCAGACACAAAGGAUAAGGUGCACUGUGAGACAGCUUAUAGGAAUCAAAUAAUAGGCGGAGUUAUACAGAGAAAACCAAUGAAACCUGAAGCAGCUGGUACUGAUGAAAGAACUGAUCUGACAUCAUCAGGUCCAGCAUCAGUUGAACUGCCAUCAGGCCACACCCCCACCUCACCCGAGAGAAAGAAAUAUCAGCUAAUAGUAAAAGCAGGUCAUGCCACUAAGUGUGGAGCUGUUAUGAAAAAUUGGAAGAGAAGGUUCUUUGUACUCAGCGACCAAUCACUGGGUUAUUAUAAAUGUAUUGAGGAGGUUGAUCCAAUUAAAACUGUUGCUGUAAGCGAUAUGCUUUCUGUUGGACCAAGUAAAAUACAUGCAAGCAAAGACCAUUUACUUGAGCUGGUUACUCCUUCAAGAACGUACUACAUACAAGCAGAUACUGGCAUGGACAUGAAGGAAUGGAUUGAAGCAUUCCAGUCAGUUAUAUCACGAGCAAGAUCAACUAAAUCAAUGCCUGUUUCUACUAAAGAGAGAACAGCCUCUGAUCAUAUGGCAAUACAACCUUAUGAUGCUUCACCAAAAAUUGUUGCUGCUACUAACCAACAUAAAGAAACACAAGACAGUGACCUCUCACCUGGUGAACAUUCAAAUGGUGACACUAAUAGUAUUGAUGACACCUCUCUUGUGGGAAUUCCUGUGUGAUUUAUGUAUUGUUUGUGCGUGAAGAAUAUUAUUAUUAUUAUUAUUAUUAUUAUUAUUAUUAUUGUUGUUGUUGUUAUUGUUGUUGUUGUUGUUGAGAGAAUUAUUACGAUACACUAUUA